UAGUUAGAAUGUGGGACCACUGCCUCUAAAUCUCCGUCAGGUGUUAAAUAUGCUAGUGGCUGUUGUUAAUUUGCCAUUCUGUCACAAUUAUUCUCCUAGGACAACAAAUCCAAAUCAACCCACUCCGCCUGUGUGCGCUUGGCGGCCGUCACUGCCGCGGCGCCGAGGCCACAACAAACAAACGGCCGGCGUGUGUGUCAGUGUCUCGGUGCCCCGCGUCAGCCCGCCGCCAGGAGCACCCCGGGGCACGCGCGCCGAGCAUGGACGGCUAAUGAGGACAGGAGUAAACAGCAGAGCGAGAAGAUGUUAACCCACGGAGCUGCCAACGCCCGCGUGUACAGCACCGCCAGCAGCCAGCCCCCGCCGCCUCCCCUGCCACUGCUGCUGCCAGGGGCGUGUCGCCGCGUCUGCCGCCCCUGCCCCUGCCGCAGCUGUUAGGGGCGUGUUGCGGCGUCCAGCACUUCCUCUGGUGUUGCUGUUAGGGGUGUGUUGCUGUGCCUACUAGGGCCACGGCUUCUGUUGGGAGUGCAUUGCUGGGGCCACCACCUCUAUUGCUUGUGUUGGGGCGAGUCGCUGCGUCCACCACCACUACUGCUGCUGUCACUGCCUGACAGGGGCGUGCCGCUGCCUGCUUGCUGUGCGUCAUGCCGGUGGACAUCAACAACCUGACUGAUGGCUGGCUGGAGCUGGAGAGUGACCCAGGCCUUUUCACACUACUGUUGGAGGACAUGGGGGUGAGAGGCGUGCAGGUGGAGGAGGUGUAUGACCUGCAAAAGUCCUUUGAAGGGAAGGUGUAUGGAUUUAUCUUCCUCUUCAGGUGGAUUGAGGAGAGGAGAUCAAGGAGAAAGGUUGUGGAGAACACCGACAAUUAUGUGCAGGAUGAAGCUGUCGUCAAUAACAUGUUCUUUGCUCAGCAGAUGGUGCCAAACAGCUGUGCCACUCACUCCCUAGUCUCUGUGCUGCUCAACUGCUCCGCCCUUGACCUUGGCCCCACCCUUUCCCGCCUCAAGGUUCACACGGUGGGCAUGAACCCAGAGAAUAAGGGUUGGGCCAUCGGCAACACCCCAGAGCUGGCCAAUGCACACAACUCACACUCGGCACCUCAGGCUCGCAGACGACCUGACAAGACCCCGGGGGUGCCCACCAGCUCGAGGGUCAGCAAUGCUGAAACUUUUCACUUUGUCUCCUAUGUCCCUGUCAAUGGAAGGCUGUUUGAGCUGGAUGGACUCAAGCCAUCACCAAUAGAUCAUGGUCCCUGGCAGCCAGGAGAGGACUGGACCGAAAAAUUUCGUCGUGUGAUAACAGAGCGACUUGGCAUAGCGACAGGUGGCGAGCCAUAUCAUGACAUAAGGUUCAACUUGAUGGCCGUUGUGCCUGACAAGAUCACUGCCCUCAGGAGAAAGCUGAGUGCUCUCAGGAGGAACAGAGAGACCAUCCUUGAGGCCCUCCACCAGUUCAUUCGUCAGCGGUUCCCACAGUACAUCGGCAAGGAAAAGCUGCCUGCCACUUCCACCAUCCUUCCCCAGGACCACCCUGUUGAGGAAGGCAACAACCUGUCCCUCUUGGCUGUUGCUGCCUCACAGAAACUGGAGGCCCAGGGCUAUGCAGACCCUCACCCCUGCACCACCAGCCCCCACCAGCCCCCACAGACUCAGAUCCAGGCUCAGGCCCAAACCCCCAGGACCCUGCACCCACACCCACUACACUCACAGCAACAACACCAGCACACACCUGUUAGAUCUGAGGCCAAGACACCAGCAGGGCUGGAGUUACCUCCCUCAGCGGGCACCCUCUCCACCCCUCCGGACUAUGCCACCCCACUCACCAUCCAGACCUCUCCUGCUCCUCCAUCCACCCCAUCAACUGACACAGCCUCAGAGUCUGGGACCCCCUAUCACUCCCCUCAGGGCAGCAGUGGGUCCAUGCAAAGCAGUCCAGCCACAAGUAGUGAGUACCAGCAACUUGUGGUGGUGCACUUCACUCCACCACCUGCUGCUGCUGCUGCUGCCUCUACUAUCUCCCCCACCCCUCAGUCCUCCACCACCUCCACAACCAUCAUCACUGCCACCACCAUCACCACCACUCAGACAGCUACUACUAGCAUAACAGCAACUACUGCUGCUACCUCAGUGCACCAAGGCCACCCUUCCAGCUUGCCUUCAGCCUGCCAACGACUGGAGGAAGUGGUACAAAGGCUGGAGGAGGAGAAAGGGAAAAAGAGGAGGAAAAGCAUAACAGAAGAUGAGGAGGAAGAUGAAUCUUCAUCUCUUGCUGGAUUCCUAGAUUCUCCUGAAGAGGUAGACAUCAAGCCAAACUUAGACCUUUUAGAAGGGUGUGCAGCAACUUCCUUCAGUCCAGAAGAGAGUGGUGCGGACAUCAAAGUCAAAAAGGAAGGUGAGGGAGAGGUAGACAUCAAGCCAAACUUAGACCUUUUAGAAGGGUGUGCAGCAACUUCCUUCAGUCCAGAAGAGAGUGGUGCAGACAUCAAAGUCAAAAAGGAAGGUGAGGAGAGGGAUGGAUGGGAAGAUGGAAGAACGAGUGAGAUAACAGGAGAAGACAUAGCAGCUGGCCCCAACCAUCUCCUCCACCUUGUUGACCUGCUGGAAGAGGAGAUCACCACCUGUGAGGCCCAGCUGAAGGAUGAACUGGACCAGCGCAAAAGAUACAAGGUGGAUGACAGCCGACGAACGCACAAUUACGACCAGUUCAUCAUCACCUUCCUGGCCAUGCUGGCAGAGCAGGGCAAGAUGAGCGACUUGGUGAAAGAGCAACUCCAACCCUCACGCAAACGUCCACCCCCAGCACCGUCCACACCCAGAGGACCCAAAGCACCGCUGAAGAAAACAGAAUCCAAGUCUCCAAGCACCUCCAAGAAGAGAGGGAGAAAGAAAAAAGCAAAAGGAAAGAGAAAAAGAUGAGCCAUUCUCUUGUUCUUUGCUUUGUCACCACCAAUCAGCUGUACACAGUGUACAUUGCUACAACACUUCUGGAAUCUAAUGUAAUUUGUUGAAGUGAUGUAUUGCAACACUUUUGAAUGUGGAAGGAUAUCACUGUAUAUAUUCAUAUUUAUUAUUAUGGAACACUUGGACAUAAUACCAAUUAAAGUGUUACAUACAUAAAUAUAAUGAGAAAGCCUCAAUUUAUACUUUAAGGUUAAAAUUAAAGAAUACUGCAUUUAAAACAUGCACAUGAGGGCACAUUGCCAGGUCAUGGGUGCCUCAACAACAAUUCUCAAAUCUUGCCUUAUUUGUGGUUGCACUUGGGGCAAUAAUGGUAAGGGCCAAGAUGCAGUUCAUUAGAAUAGCUCAUCCAGCAGUGUAGGUUUCUCUUUAUACAGUGUUACCUAGCAAUUCCUUGUGGGCUGUUUGUGCACCUAGCUCCUGCCUCACCGCAAUGGCAGUGGAAGGCAGUGGUGCUCUUUUAUGAAUCAAGGGGUCACAGAUCCUUACUGUACAACUCCCCCCAAAAUUUGCUUGCAAUCAUUUAGCAGAUCUGAAGAUGCUAUAUAUUCCAAUACACUUGCACUGUCCAACUACCAAGUACAUUGACCUACAAAUGUAGCUCCUUAAGCUAUAUGCAAAGUAAUCAUGAAACUUGCUUAAGGAUGAUUUGGAAACUAUUGUCAGUGCAAUGCAGUUUGAAGUAAAAUGGUCUAAUUUUAACAGUUCCUGACAUCUUAGAAAUAUGUAUAUUUCCAAGGUUUUAGUAAAUAAGAACUUUUUAGAAUAAGGAAUCAUCUUUUAUAUGGAGAAAAUUGAAAACUAAAACUACCGAAAUGUAACUUGCCUGUAUCUUACCAUAACUAAAUCCAGAAACAGAUGUUUUGGACACUUUCAAGUGAUGUUGGGCUAUACUGAAAAAAAGAAAAAAGGAGGUUAAUACUCAGGGGACUGUUCUAUUUAUUUUGUGGCUCUGUCAUACCUGCAAUUGCUCCCAAGUACCUGAAAUUAGAAUCUGGGAGUGUGCAUUGGAAGUCUUAUGCACCUACCUGUACUGGAGUUUUAUUCAGUAUUUUUUACAACUUUAAUAAAUAGCAGCGGUUUCCCAGAGUAUGUACACACACACAUACACACUUGGAAAGCAACUCAGGGAAAACUUUAUUCUUUCAAGUUGAAAGUACUAAGAAAAAAUAUACGGUAAUGUUCUUAAUAAUGUGAAAAAAAGUUGGAAUUGUUUGUCAUCAGAAAGUACCUAUGCAGUUGUUUGCAUAACUUAGCAUCACACAAUAAAUAUCAAACAAUAACAA
This is a messenger RNA of Eriocheir sinensis (Chinese mitten crab), 4246 nucleotides long. It is a transcript of the gene calypso, whose product is annotated as ubiquitin carboxyl-terminal hydrolase calypso-like. Gene Ontology annotation, molecular function: cysteine-type deubiquitinase activity. NCBI's taxonomy places the organism in Eukaryota, Metazoa, Arthropoda, Malacostraca, Decapoda, Varunidae. Gene Ontology annotation, cellular component: cytoplasm. Bases 645 to 2918 code for a protein of 757 amino acids. Gene Ontology annotation, biological process: ubiquitin-dependent protein catabolic process; protein deubiquitination. The record is from RefSeq and is a predicted model, not a curated record. The transcript is spliced from 16 exons.